UUAUUAUAUUCUUUAAAAAAAAAGGAAAAAGAUUAUUGUCAGAUACCAAAAGAGGAAGGCGAGGUCGUCAAUUAUGGCUUUGCUCGCGUUGUCAGCGUCGUUAAUCUCUCCUUCAAGACUCGCCUGUUGGCGGGUAAAAUCAACAGUGAAAUCCAGCAUAUCGGCGGCGUCGUUUAAGCUUAGAAAUGGAUCGAUAAAAUGCAAGGCAGUUGGUGAUAGCUCUAAGCCUUCGAUCCAACCGACGGUUUACAAAGGCGCUUAUGGUAGCUGGACGGUUGAACCAUCAGACGUUCGAGAGGUGAUUUUAUAUAGACUGGGGCUGGUUACUGCUGCUUCUGCAUUUGUAAUUGCCGCAUCAGAUGCCUUUUUACCCAAUGACUCUCUGUUGGGAGAAGUAAUUAAGCAAAAUCUUGAUCUACUAUACACUUUUGGAGCUGGUGGAUUGGGCCUAUCAUUACUUUUGAUUCACAUCUAUGUAACUGAGAUUAAACGCACCCUUCAAGCUUUAUGGGCACUUGGUGUUGUUGGGUCUUUUGCAACGUACACAAUCCUUGCUAAACCAGCUGACGAAAACUUGAUACAUUAUGUGGUUGAUAAUCCAACAGCUGUCUGGUUUGUUGGCCCAUUGUUUGCAGCGCUGACAGGACUUGUCUUCAAAGAAGGCCUUUGCUAUGGGAAGCUGGAAGCUGGCAUUCUCACAUUCAUUAUACCUGCAGCUCUUCUUGGGCACCUGACAGGUUUAAUGGAUGAUGGACUAAAGCUUGCUCUAUUGGGUUCAUGGAUGGCCCUCUUUGUGAUAUUUGCUGGAAGGAAGUUCACUCAGCCCAUCAAGGAUGACAUUGGUGAUAAAUCUGUCUUCAUGUUUAAUUCUCUCCCAGAAGAUGAAAAGAAAGCCUUGGUAGAGAAACUUGAGCAACAAAAGUUCAGCCAGGAUCUUAGUUAGUAGCAUGAGCCAAACAUGACACCCUUGUUUAAAUAGUGAAAAGGUUCACAUACAAUUUUGACUGACCACUACUUGUAAUAAACUUUAAUUAGCUUAUAAAUAACAUUUGUGUGUAUA
Messenger RNA from Hevea brasiliensis (rubber tree), 1060 nucleotides. RefSeq lists its product as uncharacterized. The record is from RefSeq and is a predicted model, not a curated record. The transcript is spliced from 5 exons. Gene Ontology annotation, cellular component: chloroplast. The coding region runs from base 74 to 943 and encodes 289 amino acids. Lineage: Eukaryota; Viridiplantae; Streptophyta; Magnoliopsida; Malpighiales; Euphorbiaceae.